UUGUGCCCGAGGCGAGCUGUCCCGUUAAGUGAAGGAGCCAGGCCAUGGCGGUGAGCGCCAGGAGGCUGCUGGCCGCGCUGCUAGCCGUCGCCGCAGCUGCCGCGUCGCAGGCCGCGGAGGAAUCUGAGCCUGGAUGGGACGUGGCAGCCCCUGAUCUGCUUUACGCAGAGGGGACCGCCGCCUACGCGCGCAGCGACUGGCCCGGGGUGGUCCUGAACAUGGAGCGGGCAUUGCGCUCGCGGGCCACCCUACGUGCCCUCCGCCUGCGCUGCCGCACACGCUGCGCGGCCGAGCUGCCGUGGGCGCCUGACCUCGAUCUCGGCCCGGCCCCUAACCUGAGCCAGGACCUGGGCGCCGCCGCCCUGCGCGACCUGCGCUUCUUCGGGGCCCUGCUGCGCCGUGCCGCCUGUCUGCGACGCUGCCUCGGGCCGCCCGCUGCCCACUUACUGAGUGAGGAGCUGGACCUGGAAUUCAACAAGAGGAGUCCCUACAACUACUUGCAAGUCGCCUACUUCAAGAUAAACAAGCUAGAGAAAGCUGUGGCGGCAGCGCACACCUUCUUUGUGGGCAAUCCUGAACACAUGGAGAUGCGGCAGAACCUUGACUAUUACCAAACCAUGUCUGGGGUAAAGGAAGAAGACUUCAAGGAUCUCGAGGCCAAGCCCCAUAUGCAUGAGUUUCGGCUGGGAGUGCGCCUCUACUCCGAGGAAAAGCCCCAGGAAGCUGUGCCCCACCUAGAGGCGGCGUUGCAAGAGUACUUUGUGGCUGACGAGGAGUGCCGUGCCCUCUGCGAAGGGCCCUAUGACUACGAUGGCUACAACUACCUAGACUACAGUGCUGACCUCUUCCAGGCCAUCACAGAUCAUUAUGUCCAGGUCCUCAGCUGUAAGCAGAGCUGUGUCACUGAGCUGGCUUCCCACCCAAGUCGAGAAAAGCCGUUUGAAGACUUCCUUCCUUCACAUUAUAAUUAUCUACAGUUUGCCUACUAUAACAUUGGGAACUAUACACAGGCUAUUGAAUGCGCCAAGACCUACCUUCUCUUCUUCCCUAAUGAUGAGGUGAUGAGCCAGAAUCUGGCCUAUUACACAGCCAUGCUUGGAGAAGAAGAAGCCAGCUCCAUCAGUCCCCGGAAGAAUGCCCAGGAUUACCGACAACAAAGCCUGCUGGAGAAGGAACUGCUUUUCUUCGCUUAUGACAUUUUCGGAAUUCCCUUUGUGGAUCCGGACUCAUGGACCCCGGAAGAGGUGAUUCCCAAGAGACUGCAAGAGAAACAGAAGUCAGAACGUGAAACUGCAGCCCGCAUCUCCCAGGAGAUUGGUGACCUUAUGAAGGAGAUCGAGACCCUCGUGGAGGAAAAGACCAAGGAGUCUUUGGAUGUGAGCAGACUGACUAGGGAAGGUGGCCCCUUGCUGUAUGAAGGCAUCAGUCUCACUAUGAACUCCAAAGUCUUGAACGGCUCCCAGCGGGUGGUGAUGGAUGGUGUGAUCUCUGACGACGAGUGCCAGGAGCUGCAGAGACUGACCAACGCAGCAGCAACUUCCGGAGAUGGCUACCGAGGUCAGACCUCUCCACACACCCCAAAUGAAAAGUUCUACGGUGUCACCGUCCUCAAGGCUCUCAAGCUUGGGCAGGAAGGGAAAGUUCCUCUGCAGAGUGCCCACAUGUACUAUAAUGUGACAGAGAAGGUUCGGCGUGUCAUGGAGUCCUACUUCCGCCUGGACACACCCCUCUACUUCUCCUACUCCCACCUCGUGUGCCGCACUGCAAUAGAAGAGUCGCAGGCUGAGAGGAAGGACAGCAGCCACCCAGUCCAUGUGGAUAACUGCAUCCUGAAUGCCGAGUCCCUCGUGUGCAUCAAGGAGCCCCCUGCCUACACUUUCCGAGACUACAGUGCCAUCCUUUACCUCAAUGGGGACUUUGAUGGAGGAAACUUUUACUUCACUGAACUAGAUGCCAAGACUGUGACGGCAGAGGUGCAGCCCCAGUGUGGAAGGGCUGUGGGGUUCUCUUCCGGCACUGAGAACCCACACGGAGUGAAGGCUGUCACCAGGGGGCAGCGCUGUGCCAUUGCCCUGUGGUUCACGCUGGACCCUCGACACAGUGAGCGAGACAGGGUGCAGGCAGAUGACCUGGUGAAGAUGCUCUUCAGCCCAGAAGAAGUGGACAUCCCCCAAACGCAGCCCCUGCACGACCAACAGGGCUCCCCAAAACCUGGAGACAAGUCUCUGUCAGACAGAGAGUUGCAGCACAAAGAUGAGCUAUGACAGCAGCUAGGUCACACAUGGUGUCACUGGACCCAUGGGAACUCGGUCCUGCAGCCUGGACUUCCCAGCCCCUCGGCUGCAGAGUGAGGGGCACCUUUGUCCGCUCACCAGCCAAAGGAUCCUGCCCACAGCCUUCCCCAUGGUGCUACUGUUCUUAGAGUGGACGCGGCAGGGCGCCACUCCUCCGGGCUUGGCUGAGGGCUCAGGACAUAGGCCCAGAACCACCCUGGGGCCUAUGUAGGCAGCUGCCAAAUGGCAGCAUGAUAUUUAAAUGUCUGUAUAGACAACCAAAGAAUAAAUGAUUCACGUUUUUUCAUUUAGUGGUUUGUUCCAGGAGAGGAAGUGUUUCCAUUCUACCCCGGAGACCAUGUUUGGUAGCAGUUUCUCUGGCCAGUGUGUGGUGGCCCAUGCUACACAGGAAGGCCUGGCCCAAUACGCAACAGGGUUACUUCCUGUGCAGCCUCAGGCCAGAUGCUGAACCCAGGUACAGAAGGGGCAUCUUGAUCCUCACUGUGUCCACCUUCUGCGGGACCUGAGUGGCCCAGACACAGCACCGAGUGUGACAGCACUCCGUACACUGUAAAGCCGUGGACGAAGCAUCCGGGCUGUUGCUAAUCCUGGAGAGCAGCAAUCAGCAGUGCUCUGGCAUGUUUGCUUCCUGCUCUGCUGGACCUGAGACCAGAAACACAGAACUGGAGAUUCAGUUCCUCUGACCACACAGCCAGCACCAAGCCUUCACCACGCUUGAGAUGCCACAGGACAGAGUGUAGGAACCUGCGCCUGAACAAUCAUUAGUCAGUCAGACAAUAUUUAUUUAGUGAGCAGCAGCCUCGUAAUGGGAUCAUGAGAGGGAACAAAGUAAGCCUGGUCCUCACAGAGCUGUGUUUUAUAGGAGAUACAUAAUAAACGUGUAAAUAUCA
This is a messenger RNA of Myodes glareolus (Bank vole), 3184 nucleotides long. It is a transcript of the gene P3h1, whose product is annotated as prolyl 3-hydroxylase 1. The record is from RefSeq and is a predicted model, not a curated record. Gene Ontology annotation, molecular function: L-ascorbic acid binding; procollagen-proline 3-dioxygenase activity; iron ion binding. Gene Ontology annotation, cellular component: endoplasmic reticulum. Gene Ontology annotation, biological process: collagen metabolic process. Lineage: Eukaryota; Metazoa; Chordata; Mammalia; Rodentia; Cricetidae.